Sclerotinia trifoliorum is the source of this 1574-nucleotide messenger RNA. The record is from the annotation of a GenBank genome assembly. NCBI's taxonomy places the organism in Eukaryota, Fungi, Ascomycota, Leotiomycetes, Helotiales, Sclerotiniaceae.
UUCAGAAUCAUAUCAACCGACUAAUCAGUAUGCACGUCAUCGUGAUUCACCACAGGGACAGAACAGUGGCCCGAAAGUAGAGUACUAGACUUCAUGCGAAGAAAUGGUAGCGCAAGUUGUGCACGUGAAUCUUAACCUUACCGAUUUUAGGGCUAACCUAUUCUCUGUGAAACACUUCGUAUAUGGAAAAGGCAUCAGUAAUUUUUGGCAUUGUUCCUUUCCAACCAUCCCGACGAUAGUUAAAACUCUUUCCAUUUUAAUCCGUCUCAAUCAAUGUAGGUCCUGGAGAAGGCACAGGCCUUUGAAGAGGUUGAAGGAGUCUGGCAGUAUGCCUACAUCACCAUUGUCUAUCGUAUCGAAAAUGAUCUUUAUCAUGGGAUCUCGAAAAAUCGACAGCAUUUUCACGAGCCACAAUCUGUUAAACUGGAAGAGCUCGUCAGUUCGACACUGAUACCUAGAGAAAUCUAAUGGCCCAUCUUUUCAUCACAUUUCACGCAAGCUCUCGCUUCGCCGUCUGCUACCCUCUACGUUAAGCGUCCAAGUCUGCUAUCUUAUGAUUACCUUCAACUUCACGGCAAACCUGCAAAGAUCGGCGAGCGGGUUCUUGCAGAGGUUGAAGUAGGCAAAAUCCUUUGAUUAAACCCGCAUCCAAAUAUCGCUAAAUACCUCGGGUGCCUUGUUCAUGAAGGACGUAUCACUGGGAGCUGCUGGACCAAAUAUCAUAACGGUCUCAUGGAUAUUGUGAAUCCAGGGCACCACAUGAAACGCCGUGUCAUCUGCAACGGUCACCUAUUGAAGGACCGGGACGUAUGGUUGAAUGGUAUUGAGAAAGGUAUUCGACAUCUGCAUUCAUUAGGUCUCGUUCAUAACGACAUUAAUCUUGCCAAUAUUAUGUUUGAUGAUACUGGCACUCCAAUUAUCAUCGACUACGAUUCUUACAGAUCAAUAGGCCAGGAUUUGAAAGGAGCUGGGCGGAUAUACGAAUAGUAUGAUGAGAAUGUUCAGAAAAGUUUACCAAGUAAUGAUCCAAACGCUUUGGAUGAAAUACGAGUAUGGUUAAGCAGAGCUCUCACAAGAAACUUCAAGUUCGGAGAAUGAUGAAAGAGUAUUGAGGAUAGGACACCUGGUUUUAUUGGGAUUCCAUCAAUAUCAUGCCUGCCAAUGUGUUCUUGACUAAAUUACUACCACAGGACCCAAGAUUUUUAGGGUUCUGCGAUAUACCUAAAGAGAACAAUUUGUAAUAACCACCCCCAAUAUCAAACGACUGUAACCUGAUUUUUCAGUCAGUACAAGUCUCGCUUUUGUUUGAUAAGGGAGUGCAUACCAUUUCAAUACGAAAUUGGCUUAGGCUUAGGCUUAGACUUGACAUACGAGCCAAAGCUGAUGCAAUCUUUGCUGCCACAACCGCCUUGUUUCUCUUGACGGCCUGAGUAUUUCUCGGGUUUGAAGAUACAAGCAUCAACUAGCCGAUGAUAGUGCUAUUGAAAUCAAGGACCACCAUCUUAUACACAUGUGAGAAGCGAUCAACAAUACUUGUAAUAAUUACCUGGGAAUAAUAAAAGGCACUGCGAUUU